UGUCACAUCCGGUCUGAACAGCCGGCAGGAUUGAAGGAAGAGUCUGGAGUAUUCCUCUAGUUGUGUCGUUUAUCUUUAAACACGCUUGACUUGAUUUGAUUUGAUCAAGUAUUAUAUGUAAAAUAUAUAUUUUUAUUUUAUUCGUACAGACACAAUGACUUUCGAUGUGCGGAGGUUCGAUAUCUACAGGAAAGUGCCCAAAGAUCUUACCCAGCCCACGUAUACUGGAGCUUUUAUUUCAGUAUGCUGCUGUGUCUUCAUGUUGUUCCUCUUUCUCUCAGAACUGACGGGAUUCAUCGCUACAGAAAUAGUAAAUGAACUGUAUGUGGAUGACCCCGAUAAGGACAGUGGGGGGAAGAUAGAUGUGAGUUUAAACAUCAGUUUGCCAAACUUACACUGUGAUUUGGUGGGUUUGGACAUCCAGGAUGAGAUGGGGCGGCAUGAAGUGGGCCACAUAGACAAUUCAAUGAAAGUGCCUCUAAACAACGGUCACGGGUGCCGCUUUGAAGGGGAGUUCAGUAUUAAUAAAGUUCCAGGAAACUUUCAUGUGUCAACACACAGUGCGACUGCUCAGCCGCAGAGCCCUGAUAUGACCCACAUCAUCCACAAACUUGCCUUUGGGGAGAAGCUUCAGGUGCAGCAUGUCCAGGGGGCUUUUAAUGCAUUAGGUGGAGCCAACAGACUUCAGUCCAAUGCUUUAGCAUCUCACGACUACAUUCUCAAGAUCGUCCCUACCGUUUAUGAGGACCUGGGAGGGAAGCAGAGAUUUUCCUACCAGUACACUGUGGCAAACAAGGAGUAUGUGGCGUACAGCCAUACAGGACGCAUCAUCCCGGCGAUAUGGUUUCGCUAUGACCUGAGUCCAAUCACAGUGAGAUACACCGAGAGGAGACAGCCCUUCUACCGCUUCAUCACUACUAUUUGCGCUAUCAUCGGCGGGACGUUCACAGUGGCCGGCAUCAUUGACUCCUGCAUAUUCACGGCCUCUGAAGCCUGGAAGAAAAUCCAGAUUGGGAAAAUGUCAUGAGUACUCAUAUCUACAUACCAUGUCUUUUAUUUAUGCCAGCCAAACCUCUGCACACCCGUCAUUACAACCUGACCUACACUAGCCACAACUGGAAAACAUUGUCACGCCUUUUCACGCGGUUUUCAUCUCUAAACAUUUAAUACAAUGAGUUACAGGGAUUUCAUUUGGAGGAUGUAGGUGGUUUCCUUACUUCACUGCCAUA
Sinocyclocheilus grahami is the source of this 1229-nucleotide messenger RNA. It is a transcript of the gene ergic1, whose product is annotated as endoplasmic reticulum-golgi intermediate compartment 1. The record is from RefSeq and is a predicted model, not a curated record. Gene Ontology annotation, biological process: retrograde vesicle-mediated transport, Golgi to endoplasmic reticulum; endoplasmic reticulum to Golgi vesicle-mediated transport. Lineage: Eukaryota; Metazoa; Chordata; Actinopteri; Cypriniformes; Cyprinidae. Gene Ontology annotation, cellular component: endoplasmic reticulum membrane; COPII-coated ER to Golgi transport vesicle; endoplasmic reticulum. The coding region runs from base 155 to 1027 and encodes 290 amino acids. The transcript has 10 exons.